This is a messenger RNA of Brettanomyces nanus, 1659 nucleotides long. RefSeq lists its product as uncharacterized. Gene Ontology annotation, molecular function: transcription cis-regulatory region binding; DNA-binding transcription factor activity. The transcript has 2 exons. Gene Ontology annotation, cellular component: nucleus. The coding region runs from base 1 to 1659 and encodes 552 amino acids. NCBI's taxonomy places the organism in Eukaryota, Fungi, Ascomycota, Pichiomycetes, Pichiales, Pichiaceae. The record is from RefSeq and is a predicted model, not a curated record. Gene Ontology annotation, biological process: regulation of DNA-templated transcription.
AUGAGUCAAGCCUCGGAUUACGAUGAGGAUGAAGUGAUGAAGCUCGUUGGAACGGCAUUUGAUGGUGCCGCGGACAAGCCCGGUAGAAAAAGAGCCUUCUCGAACGAUGAGCCGAUGUCUCAAAUUGAGUUCCAGCGAUGGACUGCGGGACUAUUGGGUGAGGAAUAUGAAGAGAGUGAGACCAAGUCGGGUCAAUCGACGUUACCUGAUGCUGGUACUGGAGCUGGAGCUGGAGCUCAUGCUGGUGUUGAAGCUGGUGUUGGAGCUGGCGCUGAUGCUGAGGCUGUUGCUGGUGCUGGUGCUGGUGCGGCUAUUGUACCUGCUGCUGCAUCUCCACGUCCGACCCAGCCUUCCCACUCAACCUCGAAAAUCGAUCCUGACCUCGGAUCACUGGAUGAUGAAUCGUCGUUUGUUCAAGAUGCAAUCAUUGAUGCUAGAGUAUUGGCCAAUAUUGGAGGUCUGGGUCAAGAAUAUCUUAGACAAGCUACUGAUAUAAGACAUACUCCCACUCCAGAAGAAGAAGUACAACAUUUGGCAGUUCAGGCUGUUCGACAGGCUGUAGCAGAUGCUGGAUCUGGUAAUAUAAAGAAGCAGCAUUCUUCUGGAUUGGCUAUUGAGUCUGAGGCUGGAAUAGCUGCUGCUAUGGCAGAGGCAGCAGAACAGGUGGUUAGAGCUACUUCAGGGAAGUCGGGGCGUGAAAAAGACGAUGAUCACAUCAGUUUACUAGUGGAUGCAGCUGCUGAAAGAGCUCAUAAUAUGCUACCGGAUGGACAUCACGGGAAACGAUUUUCGAACGAUGAAAAGAAGGCUUUGGACAGUUUUGUGAAGGAUUAUUGUAAGAUCAAAGGGUUGACCGUGGAUGACAUUAGAAAAAGAGUAUGGGGUAAUAAGAGAAAGAAGGACUCGUUUUGGGAGAUACUACAGAAAGUCCUACCAUCCAGAAAUCGGGCCUCGUUAUAUAAGCAUAUCAGAAGAACGUACCAUGUGUUUAAAGUGAGAGCCACUUGGAAUACAGAAGAAGAUACGAAACUAGCAGAAUUGGCAGAAAACUUUCAAGGGAAAUGGAAACUAGUUGGUAAAGAAAUGGGCCGAAUGCCGGAGGAUUGUAGAGAUCGUUGGAGAAACUAUAUCAAAUGCGGUAGUAACAGAAAGAAGAACAAGUGGGAUAUUCAAGAGGAGAUCAGGUUGAAGGAGGCGAUUAAAAAAUUUGAUGUUGAUGGUACACCUAUUAACUGGACACAGGUGAGUGAGAUGAUGGGUGGUACACGGUCGAGAAUUCAAUGCAGAUAUAAAUGGAAGAAGAUUAUGAAACGAGAGACAGUAAUGAAGCUACGAGAGAUGGACUUAGAUACAAAAGUAUGGUUAUUAUCAAGGCUGCGAGAGAUCUGGUACCACGAAAAGGAUGAUCUGGUAGAUUGGGAUGCAUUGGCUACUGUUUUUCCUGGAAAGAAAUGGACUGGAACUGACUUCCAAACAUGUUUCGAUAAGAUGAGAGCUUCUGAGAAUUUUAGAGGUAAGUCUUUCAUCGAGACCGUGGAGGUAUUGUUAAAGAGUGUUACACCAUCUUCUGAGAUACGAGAGCUACUGAAUACUACUUCUAAGGGUGAGCACUCCAAGAUACCAGGAUUGGUUCUGAAAUCUGACAUUGUUAAGAAAUGA